GCAGGCGCAUAUAUGCUCCGAUUUCAGAAUGAGUUGGAGCACAGUUGAAAAGUUAAGGCGCUGACUAUAUAAUCGACUAAUUACAAAAAUAAAUGCAGUACUUUUCAAUGCGUGAGAUAUAAGACGUGUGCGGUGCGAGCGUGAGAAGAGGGUCAAUGCGUGUAUUUCACGACCAAUGCGUGAGAGUUGGCAACUCUGGUUCUACGCUAUACAAGUAAAGUGGUCAGUCCUGUCGGGAGAGUAGAGCUAUUCCUUUCGGUUCACACUUAUUUUUCUAUCAGGCUUAAGUGAUGAGGACCCUAAGGACUAGAAACACAGUCUUGGGAACAGGAUCCACUGAGCCAAACUCUUCAGUGGAACACAGUGGAAAGACAACAUCAGCUGGAAGAAAGUUUAAACCUUUAACAUUGCCCCGGAUCCUAAGACGGAAUUCCAAGAGUAACACCAACAUCACUGCUCCAGAUGUCCCCAACACAUCCAGUGUUAUUACUGCCCCUCUGGAGGAGUUGUUGACUUUUCAGCAGAACCUUGAGAGAAAUUGCCUGUCUGCUGCUGGCCAACAGCUGAUUGAGAGAGAGGAGCGUCUAUAUGGACAGAUCUCAGAAGAGGUGGUUCAGUCGACCACAGAGUGGGAGAAGGAGGAAGAGCAGUUCACCAGAGAUCACAAAGCCCUCCUCAGCCAAAUAGACCUGGUUGUAAAGAGUUCUCUCAGUCCAGAUGAAGACAGUCUUGAGGCUCUGAAGUCUGCAGUGAAAGCUAUCCUACAGGAGGAGGAGCAGGAUAGGCGAUGGCUGAAGCAGGUGGGUAAACAGCCUCCCUGGAGGCCCAGUGAGUGUAGACGUCACCACAACACUGUCCUCCAGAGCCUGGUGGAGGAGCGUAUGGACAAUGCCGAAUUGCCUCCUGAAGAGAGCAACAAGCUACGCUCCUCCCUGCAGAGGGAUGUCUGUGGGAAGGGCAGGCGGCUGCAGGAGGACCUGCUGAGGGUGGUGAAGGAUGUGAAGGGCUGCUACCCAGAGGACAUGGAUAUCUGCAACUUCUAUGGAAAGAUGUAUCACCAAGCCUUCAGCGCAGGGAUGAGGGAUAUUGAAGAGUAUGGGCUGGGCAUGGAUGACUGCUCUUACCUCCUGUAUUGGGUGAAUGUUGCCUACCCAGAAAUUCUACAAAAUCCGGAACUGACCAAGGUGAUUAACCCUGAAAUGUUAGGAAAGCUGUUGACUGAGGAGUUGACAACACCAUUGGAGAAUCAAUGUCUUACUCACAAAGAGACAGAGGUGCAGACAUUGAUCAACAAAGUGCUGAUGGUGGAGGAGCAAGCCUGGAUGGAGGGGUCUGUGCCUGAGCUCAGAGACGACUGUUACUUUAGCCCCUUGGCCAUCGACGUAAUUCAGUUUAUUAAUGCUGCAGUGAAAUCGAUAGAGACAGUUUUGGGAGCCAUGUCCAAAGUCCAGAUAAUUGUGUGCCUAUUGAAGGACUUCUUGAAUAGCUAUAAGAAAUUCCAGGAGAAAGUUCUCAAGGGAAGCAACAAUGGAAACAGCAGAACUGUGAUAAUGGCCAAUCUUGCCUGUGUUGAACAAUUUAGGGACUAUAUUGUAAACAAAGCCGAUAUCUUCCCGGUGGAUGUAAAGGAAUGCUGUCUGUCCAUAGUAGCUGAAAUGAAAAACAUUGGCUACACAUUUUUAACAAGCCCUAUACACAAGGAUCUCAAGUCUCAGUACAGAGAUCUGGGGACGCCUGUCUGGUUGGAGAAGAAGAAACAGGUGUUUGAAAAGCUGUUUGAAGGAAUUAACAAACACACCCAGGAUCUUAAGGGCUUGACUAACUCCUGUCAUCAGGAGCUGCUGAGCCAGCUGCACUUGGAGGUGACAGUGGAGUAUGUGAGGAGGCUACUGAAGAGGAAGAUCAAGCUGAGAGACAAAGAGAUGCAGGAGCAGGCGGCCAGGUCGGUGUGUGAGGAUGGCCAGAGACUACACAAACUGUUCACUGAAGCGGGUUCCAGGGAGGAGUGGCUAAGUGACAUCCUUCCCAAGAUUGCUGAAGUGCUGAAACUCCAAGACAUUUCCUCCAUACAGCUGGAGAUAGUGACUCUGAGUCAAGCUUACCCUGAUCUCAGUGAAUUCCAGGUGUCCGCCCUGCUUAGCCUCAAAUCCAACCUUUCUGCCUCUGCCGUGAGGAGGGUAAAGAAGACCCUCCUGGACAACCAGGACACCACCAGCUCCCAGGAUGUCCCAUCUUUUUUCUCCAAGUAUCCAUUCUUCCAUUCCUGUGGCGGUCUUCAUGAGAGCCAGUUUCAUCAUAGCGCUUGAUUGUUUUUGCGACUGCACUUGAAGAAACUUCCAAUGUUCUUGACAUUUUCCGUAUUGACUGACCUUCAUGUCUUAAAGUAAUGAUGGACUGUCGUUUCUCUUUGCUUAUUUGAGCUGUUCUUGCCAUAAUAUGGACUUGAUAUUUUACCAAAUAGGGCUAUCUUCUGUAUACCACCCUUACCCUGUCACAACACAACUGAUUGUCUCAAAUGCAUUAAGGAAAGAAAUUCCACAAAUUAACUUUUAAGAAGGCACACCUGUUAAUUGAAAUGCA
Messenger RNA from Oncorhynchus nerka (sockeye salmon), 2580 nucleotides. Its product is annotated as tumor necrosis factor alpha-induced protein 2-like. Gene Ontology annotation, biological process: exocyst localization; exocytosis. The transcript is spliced from 13 exons. Gene Ontology annotation, molecular function: SNARE binding. Bases 291 to 2306 code for a protein of 671 amino acids. Gene Ontology annotation, cellular component: exocyst. Lineage: Eukaryota; Metazoa; Chordata; Actinopteri; Salmoniformes; Salmonidae. The record is from RefSeq and is a predicted model, not a curated record.